Gracilinanus agilis (Agile Gracile Mouse Opossum) is the source of this 690-nucleotide messenger RNA. RefSeq names its product pseudouridine-5'-phosphatase-like. The record is from RefSeq and is a predicted model, not a curated record. The transcript has a single exon. NCBI's taxonomy places the organism in Eukaryota, Metazoa, Chordata, Mammalia, Didelphimorphia, Didelphidae. Gene Ontology annotation, molecular function: phosphatase activity. The coding region runs from base 1 to 690 and encodes 229 amino acids.
AUGGCCUCCCCUCCGCUGCAGCCGGUCACCCACCUGCUCUUUGACUUGGACGGCCUCCUUCUGGAUACGGAGCGACUCUAUUCGGAGAUAAUUCAGGAAAUCUGUGAGCCCUACGGAAAGCAAUUUACGUGGGACGUGAAAGCGAAGGUGAUGGGUAAAAAGGAGGCGGACGCAGCCCAGGUCAUCGUGGAAGUCCUGCAGCUGCCCUUAACCAAAGAGGAACUGCUGGCGGAGAGCAAAAAGAAAAAAGAACAAAUAUUUCCCACAGCCUCGUUCUUGCCAGGGGGGGAGAAGCUGAUCAAUCACAUGCACAGACACGAGGUGCCCUUCGCCCUGGCCACCAGCUCGGCCCGGCAGUCGUUUGAGUGGAAGACAAGCAGACACAAAGAAUUCUUCAGUUUAUUUCAUCAUCUUGUUCUGGGCGACGACCCCGACGUGAAGAACGGCAAACCGGAGCCGGAUAUAUUUCUAACGUGCGCCAAGAGAUUUUCCCCUGCUGCUCCCGUGCACAAGUGCCUCGUGUUUGAAGAUGCUCCAAACGGAGUGGAGGCAGCACUUGCAGCCGGGAUGCAGGUCGUCAUGGUUCCGGAUGGACAGUUGAACCCAGAGCUUACGAGAAAGGCCACGUUGGUGCUGAAAUCACUGGAGGACUUUCAGCCGGAGGUCUUUGGGUUGCCACCCUAUGAUUGA